This is a messenger RNA of Vitrella brassicaformis, 896 nucleotides long. The record is from the annotation of a GenBank genome assembly. Lineage: Eukaryota; Vitrellaceae.
GCCUGAGUUGCCUCGCGUUUUGGUGUUGACCAUGCCGACGGCGCCAGCACCUCUUUUGGUUUUUCCGUGAGCAGUAAAGGUAUGGGUGCGUCGGCAAGCGGCCGGCAGACAGCGGGAAGCGGUGGUGAUGGUCCUUAUGGCGAUGGGUGGGUGCCUGCUGCACCGGCAGCACCCGGCAAUACCGCUCUCUAUCCAUCACCUGGACAGGUAAGGAUGGGAGAGAUUCACUCACAUCCUUGACGAGGUAAGUCGCAUUCAUUCUGUGUGUGUAUGUGUGUUCAUGCAGUUGUUUGGCGUGCCUGACAUAGCCGUUCCGAUGACCCAUGGCGGACAGCAGCAGGUACACUGGACAGAUGCCACCUUCGCACAUCCAUCGCUGUCUGUCUGUCUGUCUGUCUGUGUGUGCCAUGCGGCGUGUUGCUCGCCCGGUGUUCACGAUGCCGCCGCAGGCCCCUCAGCCGCCCAGCGGACACAGCCCGUCAGGUGCGGGGGCCGGUGCGUCGAUGGCGGCUCCAUCCGCACAGCUCAAUGGCUCAGCUGCCAUAGGAGAACUGAGCCGCCCCGAAAUCCGGGAAAUGAUGGUGGAUAUGCUGGGCUUAGUCGGUCCCCCACCCCCACCCCCUCCCCCACCCCCACUCAUGCCGCCCCCUCUGCUUUACCCGCCUCUUCGCGGCAUCGCCUUCCCACACCCGCCGAUCCCCUAUGGCAUGCCCCUCCUGGCUCCACCGCCCAGCCCCAUGCCACCCAUGCCGCUCAACACUGCCGUCCAGCCACACCCAAACACGGACGCCACGAGGCCGCGACCGCCCGUCUGAUGCCCAUUCGGACAGGCGGGGCCAAACACGCCAGGCCAGCCAUAGCAGCAGCACGGCAAAGGGCACUAGAUGGCACACAGG